This is a messenger RNA of Lactuca sativa (garden lettuce), 750 nucleotides long. Its product is annotated as small ribosomal subunit protein uS19x. Gene Ontology annotation, molecular function: RNA binding; structural constituent of ribosome. Gene Ontology annotation, cellular component: cytosolic small ribosomal subunit; ribosome. Lineage: Eukaryota; Viridiplantae; Streptophyta; Magnoliopsida; Asterales; Asteraceae. Gene Ontology annotation, biological process: ribosomal small subunit assembly; translation. The record is from RefSeq and is a predicted model, not a curated record.
UAAGCCUUAUAUAAGUUAACCAUCAAACAAGAUCCUCAGUUGCAACCAUCGAAAAACCCUAGUUUCCACUACCGGAGCAGCCGCAGAGUCCUUCUCAGCACAACAACAUCUCGACAAUGGCGGAAGUGGAGGUUGAUGUAGCGGCAGCCGGAGUUCCGAAGAAGAGGACGUUCAAGAAGUUCAGUUUCAGAGGAGUUGAUUUGGAUGCUUUGCUUGAUAUGUCCACUGAUGAGCUUGUAAAGCUCUUCACUGCUCGUGCUCGCAGAAGGUUUCAGAGAGGUUUGAAGAGGAAGCCCAUGGCUUUGAUUAAGAAGCUUCGCAAAGCUAAACGUGAGGCACCAGCUGGAGAAAAGCCAGAGCUUGUGAAAACCCAUUUGAGGAACAUGAUCAUUGUUCCAGAAAUGAUCGGAAGUGUUGUUGGUGUUUACAAUGGAAAGACUUUCAAUCAGAUUGAAAUUAAGCCUGAGAUGAUUGGACAUUAUCUUGCUGAAUUCUCCAUUUCAUACAAACCAGUGAAGCAUGGAAGACCAGGUAUUGGUGCUACUCACUCUUCCAGGUUUAUCCCAUUGAAGUGAGGGGAAAGAAGAGGGGUAUUCAAUCAGUAUUUUGGUUUCAUGAACAUUUAUUAUAUGUUUUGUUAUGUUUUUGUUUAAGUUUUGUGAUACUUCUUUAAUCUUUUAAUUAAGUUUUGAAGGUAGAUUGAUACAUUGAAAAAAUGGCAAUUUUAUGAAUCGUUUGGUUGUUGCUUCA